This is a messenger RNA of Syzygium oleosum, 1360 nucleotides long. RefSeq lists its product as uncharacterized. The transcript is spliced from 7 exons. Bases 188 to 1024 code for a protein of 278 amino acids. The record is from RefSeq and is a predicted model, not a curated record. Lineage: Eukaryota; Viridiplantae; Streptophyta; Magnoliopsida; Myrtales; Myrtaceae.
UAGGCGAAACCAGAGAGAGCGAAGACUGGUAGUUUCAGAAAUCCAUACAGCUCCGAAGCUCUCUUGAAUCAUCUGCAUCUCCACUAGUGCCAGCAGCUCCGACAGCCAUCGAUCACGCGAUUCUCGAGCUCCUCCGCCAUUGAUCCUCCGUUCGUGCCGGCAUUCGAAGGGUCGACAGUUCAAGAAAAUGUUGAUGGGUCAUACUGAUGGUCUGUCGGAGCGCAGUACAUCGAAGGAACAGCUGCUCCCUGAUCCUGAAUCUGAAUUAGACAAUGAUGAAGCGUCAGAUUCUUCUGAGGAGAUACUUUAUACAGCCUCAUUUGAGGAGCUUGCAACGAAUCACCUCAAGUAUGAUACCAUCAUAUGGCUGUCUAUAUCCCUGCUUCUUGUUCUAGCAUGGGGAGUUGGCAUCUUUAUGUUGAUAUAUCUUCCCAUUAGAAGAUAUGUGAUUCGAAAUGAUAUUCACUCACGAAAGUUAUAUGUCACACCUACUAAAAUUGUUUACAAGGUUUCAAGGCCGUCAUUCAUACCCUUCUGGCAUCCCGCAGUGAUUGAGAAGCAUGUACCUCUUUCCUUGGUGAUUGAUAUAAUAAUUGAACAAGGUUGGCUGCAGUCUAUCUACGGAAUUCAUACAUUCAGAGUUGAAAGCGUGGCACGUGGAAAAGCUGCACCAGUAGAUGAGCUGCGGGUUCAAGGGGUUUCAAACCCUGGUUUACUGAGGAAGGUUAUUAUCACAGGAGCUUCCAAAGUCAUACAGGAUGCUGGCAGAAGUUGGAAGCCUACUUCUUUUGUUGUCGAGGGAGACAGUAUGGCUCGUAUGACAUCAUUGACUGAGGGAUCAACUUAUCUGAAGUCACCAUCCAAAAGUUGGAAGACGACUGGUUCCUCACGCUAUCCUUCAAUUGAGCGGAGGGGCAUGGUGCCUGGUGAACUGCUGCUAAAUAAACUUGAAGAAGUCAACAAGUCAGUGAAGAAAAUCGAAUCACUCGUUGAGAAGUCUCAAGGGAUCCCGCACAACAACUGAUAAAGGAAGCCAGCCAAUCUUGGCCGUCUUCUACUUUUCCAGGGCAGGUGCUCUGCAGCCAUCUGAAUCAGGCAAAGUGACAGAGAGAAGGGGGUGGUUACCAAUGCCGCAGUUUUGCCAUCCUCCCAUACAUUGUUGUUUUAUCCGCGCAAUUGCAAAUCUGCUUCUGGUCUAUCAGUUGAUUGAUUGCCUUUUGAGGUUUGCUCUUUGCUGUCUAGAAUUUAGCUUUAGAAUCUCAAAGAGAACUUGCAGAGAGAGGUUUCCAGUUUUCUUCAUGAGGCUCGUGCCUUAAUGGGAAUUUCGAGUUGUAAAUAAUUCGAGGUUGAUUUUUUUUCA